Bombyx mori (domestic silkworm) is the source of this 453-nucleotide messenger RNA. RefSeq lists its product as uncharacterized. Bases 9 to 395 code for a protein of 128 amino acids. NCBI's taxonomy places the organism in Eukaryota, Metazoa, Arthropoda, Insecta, Lepidoptera, Bombycidae. The transcript has 2 exons. The record is from RefSeq and is a predicted model, not a curated record.
AUCCAAAUAUGUUGUUUAUACGCAGCCUCGAUUUUUACAAGAAGCUAUUACGUUUAUUGGUGCUCAUGGUGAUGAUGCAACAGUUCGCAGCAGAGCCGGUGUCAAGAGAGAAGAGAACUCUGGGAUGGCUCCGUAAAGAUUGCAACAAUCCAAUCUAUUGGAAACACGCCAACACGGCGAUCGAGAAGUAUGUUCAGUUACACAACAUCAAGCACAAGUUCAAGGUGCAUAAGGUUGUCGGGGUGAAGCAGCUCCUGUCGAACCUCCUCACGACGAUAUCCUUCAUGGCGUGCUCAGACCUGAAGCCAGGCGUGUACGUAAACUGCGAAGUGAGCUUGUACGAGGGCGGCCCCUGUUGCAAUAACUGGAAAACCGUGUGCCCUAAUUUAUAUUAAACGUUAAUAUUUGAAUAAAUUGACGUGAGCAUGAAUAAAUCGUUGCUUUUUUUUAAAA